Molecule: messenger RNA, 1354 nt
Organism: Phialemonium atrogriseum
Lineage: Eukaryota; Fungi; Ascomycota; Sordariomycetes; Cephalothecales; Cephalothecaceae
Exons: 2
Coding region: 362-1114 (250 amino acids)
Source: RefSeq, a predicted model, not a curated record
CCUGGUCGCCCAUCCACAUUAUAUUUCAACAACGUUGGAAGAAUUUGCUGUCCAGGCGCGGUGGACGAGUGCUACGUCCUCCACCAGCGUCGCCGCGAUCGAAUCGAGAUUUAAUUGCAGGUCCGGAUAGAGACAUCAAAGUCUCCUGUAGCACAAGCGAGCCCUCAGGUGAUCUACCAGCCCCGUUACAUAAUUGAUGACCCAAACUGUGCGGCAAUACAACCGUUUUCCCUCAGCAUCACAGCCACUGCAUGACCAGGCUAGAUUGAGCGCUUUACCUCUUACCCCUCUCGGCAAAGGAACAUCACCCCCGCCAAAUGCCUAAACAUCCAUUUUCCAUCUUCGCCUCACCACAACCGCCAUGGCUACGGAUGCUCCGGACACAGGAUCGUCCGAGCUACCGCCAUCCUACGACUCCUUAACCGACACGAGCGCCAACGAACUCCUCCAGCCAACAAUCCUCGUGCUAGCCGGGCAAUCCAUCCACGCCGAGUCAGCCGACUCGGCGCCGCUAUACCAGCUGAACCGCGGCAUAGCCAGCCUAUCGCACGCGACGCAAGAGGUAGAAUUCUCGCGCGUCGAGCGGACCGUCCGGACCGGCUCGUACGGCGAGCCCGCCAUCAAGCCGCGCGUGCGGCACGUGUACAACCUCCGGCACACGGGGGGCGGCGCGCCCCGCUCGCUGCAGUCGCUGCCGUCGGACGCGCCGCACUACUUCAUCAGGGCCGUGUCGCGGAGGACGGUUGGGCACGUGGGGAUUAAGAAGUCGCGCUUCCGGUCCCAGUGGAAGGCGGUGCAGAUUGACGUGUCGGGCAGGAACAGCGAGCUCGGGCUGCCGCAGUUCGUCAGGGACGCCGGGCCGCUGUUUGAGAUCCGGCGCAGGGGCGAUAGGUAUGAGUGGACUGACGGGGACGGGAAGGACGUCGCCGUGGAGGAUGAGGGGGAGGAUCAGCACCGGCUCCUUGUCACGGCCUCGCUGCACCGGGAGACUAUGGAUGCGCUGGUGGCAUUGUGGUGUUGUCGGAUCUGGCAGUUUUCGGCCGACCACAAGGAGCGAAUACACGAGGGCAUGGAAGGAGUGAGACGGAAGUUGAGGCUAGCCAAGGAACAAUAACCAGCUGCAAUUUUGAAGAGAGAAAAAAAAAGAAGAAAAAGAAAGGGGCUAUCCGGGAGUCGAACCCGGGACCUCUCGCAGAUAAGCUUUGGGUGUAACCCUAAGCGAGAAUCAUACCACUAGACCAACAGCCCUUGUAUUGCUGAUUAAUACUAACUGCAAGAUAGUGAAAUAAUAAAGAACGGUCAUCUCAAUUAGCAACAAAAGAAAUAAUAACAGAGUUGAAAGAAAAAGAAAGAA